This is a messenger RNA of Phodopus roborovskii (desert hamster), 2793 nucleotides long. RefSeq names its product dihydrolipoamide S-succinyltransferase (gene Dlst). The record is from RefSeq and is a predicted model, not a curated record. Lineage: Eukaryota; Metazoa; Chordata; Mammalia; Rodentia; Cricetidae. Gene Ontology annotation, biological process: tricarboxylic acid cycle. Bases 88 to 1461 code for a protein of 457 amino acids. The transcript is spliced from 15 exons. Gene Ontology annotation, cellular component: oxoglutarate dehydrogenase complex. Gene Ontology annotation, molecular function: dihydrolipoyllysine-residue succinyltransferase activity.
UGGCGGGUGCUGCGGCCUGCCUCACUUCCGGUUGUCGCCGGGCCCUAUAUCCGGUGUCCGCCCGCCCUCCAUCCCGCUUCCUCCGCGAUGCUGUCCCGGUCUCGCUGCGUGUCCCGGGCGUUCAGCCGCUCGCUUUCUGCCUUCCAGAAGGGGAACUGCCCUCUAGGGAGACGUUCCCUGCCUGGAGUCUCCUUAUGUCAGGGACCAGGUUACCCUGACAGCAGGAAGAUGGUCAUUAACAACAGUAGUGUCUUCAGUGUUCGCUUCUUCCAAACCACAGCUGUGUGCAAGAAUGAUGUGAUUACAGUCCAAACCCCAGCAUUUGCAGAGUCAGUUACAGAGGGAGAUGUCAGGUGGGAGAAAGCUGUUGGAGAUACAGUUGCAGAAGAUGAAGUGGUUUGUGAGAUUGAAACUGACAAGACUUCUGUGCAGGUUCCAUCACCAGCAAAUGGCGUCAUUGAAGCUCUUUUGGUACCUGAUGGGGGCAAAGUUGAAGGAGGAACUCCUCUUUUCACACUCAGGAAAACUGGUGGUAAAGAAGCUGCUCCUGCUAAGGCCAAACCAUUGGAAGCUCCUGCUGCAGCCCCAAAAGCAGAGCCGGAAGCGCCGGCAGUCCCUCCUCCCCCUGUAACAGCCAUACCCUCUCAGAUGCCACCAGUGCCCUCACCCUCACAAGUUCCGUCUAGCAAACCAGUUUCUGCAAUAAAACCCACUGCUGCCCCUCCACUGGCUGAGCCAGGAGCUGCCAAAGGUGUGCGUUCAGAACAUCGGGAAAAAAUGAACAGGAUGCGGCAGCGCAUUGCUCAGCGUCUGAAGGAAGCCCAGAAUACAUGUGCAAUGCUGACUACUUUUAAUGAGGUCGACAUGAGUAACAUCCAAGAGAUGAGAGCUCGGCACAAAGAUGCUUUCCUGAAGAAACAUAACCUCAAACUAGGCUUCAUGUCAGCGUUUGUGAAGGCCUCCGCCUUCGCCUUACAGGAGCAGCCUGUUGUAAAUGCAGUGAUUGAUGAUGCAACCAAAGAAGUGGUGUACAGAGAUUAUAUUGACAUCAGUGUUGCAGUUGCUACCCCAAGGGGUCUCGUGGUUCCUGUCAUCAGGAAUGUGGAAACAAUGAAUUAUGCAGACAUUGAGCGGACCAUCAGUGAACUAGGAGAGAAGGCCCGAAAGAACGAACUUGCCAUUGAAGAUAUGGACGGUGGUACUUUCACCAUUAGCAAUGGAGGAGUUUUUGGGUCACUUUUCGGAACACCCAUUAUCAACCCCCCUCAGUCUGCCAUUCUGGGCAUGCAUGGCAUCUUUGACAGGCCUGUGGCUGUGGGAGGCAAGGUGGAAGUCCGACCUAUGAUGUAUAUAGCCCUGACUUAUGACCACCGGCUGAUUGAUGGCAGAGAGGCUGUGACUUUCCUCCGAAAAAUCAAGGCAGCCGUAGAAGAUCCGAGAGUCCUCCUCCUAGAUCUUUAGGAGGAAGUCACACCCCCUACCUAUUGAUCAUGCAAGAACUGAAAACCAGUCUUCUCCCUGUCCCCUCACCAGUCCCAGGUUAGCCGGAUGACAGGCAGGCACAUACUGUUGGCCUCAAGCAAGGAAGCCAGGGCACUAUGUAACCAACUUUCCCAGGUCUCAGUGUCCCUUGUAGGCUCUUUCUCUCUCUGUGCAGCACUCUCUUGCCUUCUGAGACCUUGGGCCUGAGAGAGAGAGAGAGAGAGUGAGAGCCUCAAUGGAUGCUCAUUAAUAUUCCUGCCUUUCUUCCAGCCCUCUGCAAAGACAAUUUUGCUUCUCCCCGGUAACAGUAUACCACAGGGUUACCACCAGGGACCAUGUGAUUGAGUUCUGUCUUUGGAAAGUGUUCUCCAGAGAUGCCCUGGGGGUGCUUUGCCUCGCAGGCUCAAAGCCUCUGUCCCAGCUGUGCACUUUCUCACGCGAUGCCACCUGUGUGGAGGGACUGGACACAGGCAAAGAGGCCCUGCUCUGCUUCUUAAAUGCACCACCAUUCUGAGCUGUCAGCGGCUUCAUGGUGCCUCUCUACCUCUUCCAGGAAGCACAGUCCAGGGGCUUGGGGACUGGCAGGAUGGUGCAGAGUCCCCUGAGAUUACUGUUCAAUCACAGAUAGGAGUAGAACCCUGGCUUGCCCUCGCCGGCUCCUUUGUAAGCUCACUAGGAAGAUUCAUUUUUGCAUAACACAACUGUGGUCAUACCAACCCUUCCCAGGGUUCUAAGAAUUGUUCUCACUUGGAGCCUAGUUUAGCACAUCAUGGAAGGUGGGACAGGGCCUGGCGAAGGGACAGAUCAGGUUAGCAAGAGCUCUUAAAUUCAAGAUGGUCUCAGCAUGUGAUGGUAAGGGGUUCUCUCCCUUCCUGGGUGUGGCCUGUGGGAGCAAGGUCUUGGUGCCUCUGGCAGGACACAGACACGGGAGGAUAGGCUGGGGUGGGAACCAGCCUCAGGAGUUAUUACAUAGUGAUGAAAUGGAUGAUGUCAUCUCUGAGGUACUGCCCGUUGGGGACAGGCACAAUCAUUGGAAUUUCUUGAAGCAUGAUAAAAGCAAGUAACUAGAUAUGAAAGCUCCUAGGCCUUGUAUCCAGCUGCACUGAGGCCUGAGACAGCUGACAAUUGACACGGGGCCAUUAGUGCUAAAUGCCCUUUUUUCUUGUAAUCCAGGACAAGCUUGGGGGAGGGGGAAAGGCCAGUAUUGAGUGCCUGCAGCAUCUGCUACUACAUCUUCACCAUUCAGAACUUGUAACUAAAAUAUUUAAAGAGACCGAUCUUGAAUGAAAAUUAAAGGGCAAAUGUUCUCAA